AAAAUUUUGGAAAUACGAUUGCAAUGUGUGAAGGAACAUGCUGGAAGAUCGAAAGUCUUGUGACUAAAAUCAACGAGCCAGCCGCAAUUCAUUUCCUUCGGGCGUCUGUUGGAUUUACGACACGAGAUUGUGCAACACAGCUGAACAAAAGCCAGGCCGGAGUGCGGUUCCUUGGUUUAGCAGCUGCACUUGUGACGUCUCUGGGACCUUUCGAAGGUGGCAAUACUCUUGAGCAGCUGUUGAACAGUUCUGCUUCCGACAAAACGCUUCUACCAACAGCAAGGCAGCUUAUGCUCCUGUUAGAAACUUUGGAACCACGACUUGAAUAUUCUGGCUUCGCGGACUCACUCGCUGGAUGGGUUAUAUUCCUGUGUCAUUCGUCGCGCAUCACCCAAGAAUAUCGAGAUUCCUGGGAAGUCUUCCCAUCCUUCCCCAACCCAGAAGGGUUAGACAGCCUGGUAAACGCUUUUCGACAAAUUGCCCGCAUUGGCGAUUCGGACGUAAUAAGAGUUAGCAUCAAGGCAACUACUUGCGUACCAUGGGUGGUAGCAUUCACGAAGUGGUGUCUUGGCGCUCCGCCCUCGAUAUUCUUGGAUGAUGGUACGGUUAUACUCCAGCAGCCGGGUACUAAAGUGGAGGUGCUCGCAAGCCUUGAUUCUGAGAACUGCCCUGGAAUAAAGGUCUCAAUAUAUCGAGCGUUGGGCGCACCCUCUGAUCUUGUGGGAGGCCUGUCCGGUGGUGGAUCUUGGACAGGAAUGGUCAGCAUCGAGACGUACGGUCAAUGGAUGCUUCAUAAGUUCGAAUUCACUGAGGGGUCUGCGAAUCAGGCUCUCAUACAGGCCCUUCCAUACGCAAUCAAAAAGAUUGUCGAAUCUUUGAGAUUGUCUAAAUAUCGGGAGUUUGAUUUUUCAAUUCCCCUCCGUGACUGGCGAUAUCAGUCACUUCAGGACGGCCCCGUGAUUGAUGAAGAAUCCAUGGAAUUGAGACUCAGUCCUUUUGGAAACGAGGCCGCAAUAGUCAAUAUAGCACGACGGAUUUUGGGUAUCUCUGGAUCUUUUCAAUUGCAUUCCCUUGACGAUUUCUAUAUUGAAAAUCUCCCAGUCGUGAAACUGCAUCUCAAGAAAAUCAAAGAGCAAUGCUUGUGCUCUGUUUGCAACCCAGGCGCUGGGAAAAACUUCAGAACUUGCGAGAAGGUCAAGUUCUUUCACCAUCUGGCAUUCGUCUGUGCUGAUAUCCUGGCCUUCUCGCUAUUCCAAGGUCCGGACUCUCCUCUUGUUCAACUGCAGCAUUAUCGAGAUGGAAGUUAUCCAUUCAAGAAGGCAAUAUAUUCUAUUCUGACCAAUGAAAAUCUCGGGAAUGUCAAGGUCUCUGAUAUACUGCAGUACACUUUAGACUUGGUUGGCCACAAAGUUACUGACGAUGUUAAGGGGUCGAAAUGGGUUAUGUCUUCCUUUAAGGGGCAAGUCAUUUACCCACACCUCUACGAGUCUUCACACUAUGAUAAACAAGGCUACCUUACUCUAGCCUGGUCAUCCGGUCUCCUUCGAUAUCGCGGGGAGGUGUAUACCCGCGUUAUAGGGGAUAUAAUCAGCUCAGCUUCGGGUCGGGACCCUGUUACAGGUGUCUGUGGUGAAGUCACAGGGCCAUGUAACCUCGUUCCAGACAUCAAAGUGGUCUGGCAUAUCCAACAAGCCGACAAUCUCUUGAAGGUGUCACUGGGUCUCGAAAGUCCACAGCGAGACUUAUCUUCUAUCCGAUACUCAGUAAACUGGAUUUUGGAGAACCUAGCUUCUGCGAUUAUGCUAGAAGCCUGUUCACAUAGCCCAAAUGCUGCUUUGGAGGAACCCGAUAAAUUUUGUGCAUAUACUGGGCCUAUGGCAAUCAAGCCCUAUUCCGACCAGAAAAAUGGAAUUCAGGUUGUCGGAAUUGUUGCCGUUGAAGGCUCGAACGAACUUCGCUUAUUUUCGUUGUCUGGCGCCAGUGUAAUAAUGCCGAUGGUACUUCGCAAGGAUGCUUGUUUAUCUUGUUGCCUCGAUGCUUGUAGAAGAACUAAAUACCCUGUAAUUAUUCUUUAGCUUUACUAUUGCUCG
Hyaloscypha bicolor E is the source of this 2090-nucleotide messenger RNA. RefSeq lists its product as uncharacterized. Lineage: Eukaryota; Fungi; Ascomycota; Leotiomycetes; Helotiales; Hyaloscyphaceae. The coding region runs from base 24 to 2075 and encodes 683 amino acids. The record is from RefSeq and is a predicted model, not a curated record. The transcript has a single exon.